AUGACGAAGGGUCUCUUCCUUGCCCGUACCUUUCAUCUCGCUGGGCACAAUGUCAUUGGCGCUGAUACCUCCCCUUACGCAAACGGCCGCUUCUCCCACUUCAUUCAACGCUCCUAUAUUCUUCCCUCUCCUGAUGCCGGCGGAGAUGGUGUCGGCUACCUGGCUGCCAUCCUACGUAUCAUACGGCAAGAAAAUAUCAAUCUGUGGGUCUCGUGCUCAGGCGUAAGCAGCGAAGUCCUUGACGGUCAAGCACGGGACACAAUCAUCCAGAACUUCGAUGGCCGGGUCAAAUGCGUACAAUUGUCCGCUGCGUUGACGGAGAUGCUGCAUGCAAAAGAUACAUUUGUGGGGAAGGUACAAGAGCUAGGUCUACCAGCACCAGAGACACAUCAGGUUACGAGCAGAGAUUCGGUACACAGGCUGCUGAACGCGUCUUCUCCUCGCUCAUCACCUGUCUUGAAUGGGGACAUGGGCAGCUUGAGUAAGAAGAAGCGUAGCAACCACAGCAGGAACAGGAAGUCAUACAUCCUCAAGCCAUCAGAUGUCAAUGAUGCAUCGAGGCUUACGUCUGACCUUACUAUCCUCCCGCGGAGAACUGUGAGCAUGACGUACAAUCACCUUGCAUCUAUCAAGAUCUCUACCUCACAGCCAUGGGUCUUGCAAGAAUUCAUACCGGGAAAGAAAGAAUACUGCACACACGCUCUCAUCAUAAGAGGGGAGGUCAAGGUGUUUGUAGCUUGCGAAAGCUCCGACCUCUUGAUGCACUACAAGUCCCUGCCUGUCAAUAGCGCACUCAACAUCGCAAUGCGAAAAUUUACAGAAGAGUUUGCUCGCAGGCUACAAGAAGAGAGUGGCUCGAAUAGCAAAGCUGAGGUCACAGGACACAUGAGCUUCGACUUUCUCGUGAAGGAGGAGGCAGACGUCGAUGGCGUACGCCAUCGUAUCUGGCCCAUUGAAUGCAAUCCACGAGCUCACACUGCCGUUGCUCUCUUCAGAGGGAACGAGAAGGAGAUGGCAGACGCCUAUCUCAGCGCUCUACACCCGCCGUCAACGGAGAGUCUCGAAGAUGAUGAUCGGACACUCGUCAACGGCCAUGCCAAUCUCGUCACUUCUAAUGAGAUUCUCAGUGAGGAAGCCGAGGGGAGCUCCACCAUCACCCCGAGGCAUCAAGACCUCAAGGUUUACUGGAUUGGUCACGACAUCGUUACGCUUCUUAUUAUACCCUUCUUCUCCUUAAUUUCAUUGCGGCUCAGCUUUUCCAACUACGUGAAGGGGCUGGUGGCAUUUGUGGACCACGUGCUGUUCUGGCAAGAUGGAACGUACGAGGUCUGGGAUCCUCUGCCUGCGUGGUGGCUGUAUCAUGUGUACUGGCCGCUAGAGCUGUUGAGAUGCAUCCUUUGGAGAGGCAAAUGGAGCAGAAUCAACGUUAGCACUGGAAAGAUGUUUGGAUGUUGA
Bacidia gigantensis is the source of this 1455-nucleotide messenger RNA. RefSeq lists its product as uncharacterized. Gene Ontology annotation, molecular function: metal ion binding; ATP binding. The transcript has a single exon. Bases 1 to 1455 code for a protein of 484 amino acids. The record is from RefSeq and is a predicted model, not a curated record. Lineage: Eukaryota; Fungi; Ascomycota; Lecanoromycetes; Lecanorales; Ramalinaceae.